Messenger RNA from Vollenhovia emeryi, 2252 nucleotides. RefSeq names its product SET and MYND domain-containing protein 4 (gene Smyd4-3). The coding region runs from base 137 to 2182 and encodes 681 amino acids. Gene Ontology annotation, molecular function: protein binding. NCBI's taxonomy places the organism in Eukaryota, Metazoa, Arthropoda, Insecta, Hymenoptera, Formicidae. The record is from RefSeq and is a predicted model, not a curated record. The transcript has 7 exons.
UAUAAAUAAUACUUCCCUUAAAAUUCAAUAAAAAUAAAUAUAAAAUAUAUUACUAUAUAAAGCCAUACUCUAGUGUUCUAGUUUUUUUAAUUACAAUUAUGCUGUGAAAUAUUAGAAAAAAAAUACAUAAAAAAUCAUGUCGGCAAAUCAACCGGAAACGGAAAUCGGUGGAUUUUUCCGCUCAAAUUUGAUAGCAGUGAGAAAGGCGAUUCGCCAGCAAGACUUCAAGAAGUUCGCUGCCUUGGAAUCAAACGCCGAGAGGGUGGCUUUCGUUUUGAGCUACUCCGAGGCCCACCAGUUGCCCCUGGACGUAGAGAGACCCAUGGUCAAGGAUAGUGACGGUGCUAUUCGAUUGAAGGACGUCGGGAACAAAUUUUUUGGUCGCGGCGAAUUCACGAAGGCCCUGGAGGUGUAUUCAAAUGCAGCUCUUCUAGCACCGUCGACAGAAUUAAGCGUUAUCCUGGCGAAUCGCUCGGCCACGUUGCACCACUUGGAGCAUCACGAGUACGCGUUGGAGGACAUCGAGGAGGCCUCGCGACUCGGUUACCCGAAGGAUCUUCUCUACAAACUCGAAGAGCGACGGGCGAAGUGCUUCUUGGGGCUGAAAAGGCACGACGAGGCGGUCGAGGCGUUCAGACGAGCUCUCCAGGCCCUGGACGACGCUAGGAUACCCUUGGAGCGUAGGCAGAAGUUCGAGAUGGACAUCAGGGUGAUGCUCGCUGUGAUGGAUAAGGGCAAGCGGCUCAACGAGGCCGCCGCGAAGAAUCCUCCGCGAGCUCACAGCAAGCAAAAGCUCAACGCACAUGCGGAGGACAAAUUUAUUUCCGAGAGGAAGAGGAAUUCUCUGUAUCCCGCCUGUAGUAAAGCGGUGGAGAUCAAGGAUGACGGGGGUGACGUGGGUAGACACGCCGUGGCGACCAGGGAGAUAUCACCCGGCGAGAUCGUGAUCGUCGAACGACCACACUGCACGUCUCUAUUGACGGAGAACAGGCUCACGCAUUGCCACCUGUGCUUCGUGAGGAUAUUUGUGCCGAUGCCGGCGGCUUGUCGGACCUGCAGCUGCGUCGCGUACUGCAGCCGCCGCUGCAGAGAUGCGGACGCCCAAGUGCACUCGCGGGAGUGCAAGCUACUGCCGGUCCUGUGGCACUCGCAAGCCUCGGUCACGUGCUUCUUAGCCCUAAGGGCGAUUACGCAGAAACCUUUCGAAGAAACCAUGGGAUUGAGGGAACGCCUGAGGAAUCCCGGAAGUGCGUCCAAGAUUUCUGCGGAGAAUCCGUAUCGAAGCGAUGACUACGCGAAUACUUUUUACAAUUUAGUCACCCACGAAGACAAAAGACUGCCCGAGGAUAUUUUUCACAGAGCCUACAUGGCAGCCUGGCUGUUCAGAUUAUUAAGAGUCGGCGAGUAUUUACCAGAAAAUGUGAGAAGCACUGAUUCAGCGGACAGCAAAUUAUCAGACGAGGAAUUAUUUAUCGCGGAACUGAUGCUGCACAAUUUGCAGUUAUUGCAAUUCAACUCGCACGAGAUUUCAGAAUUGACAAGGCUGAAGGAGGAGAAAAUACUUGCCAAAGCCAAGAGUGUGUUUAUAGGCGGUGGCGUUUACCCUACGGUGGCGAUGCUGAAUCACUCGUGCAAUCCUGGCGUAAUUCGUUAUUUCAUCGGCACCACCAUGAUCGUUCGCGCUAUUCGCACAAUCGGCGCGGGCGAAGAGAUCUCCGAAAACUACGGUCCUAUCUUCACAACCAUGCCCGAGAGCGAGCGGAAAAGAAAAUUGAGGGUGCAAUAUUGGUUCGAUUGCAAUUGCGAGGCAUGCUCGGGACACUGGCCGCUUCUCGACGAAUUGGAUCCAACAGUACUCAGAUUUAAAUGCGAGACUGGACCGUCAUGUGGUAAUGUGUUGCUAGUACGAAGCGAUACGAACGAGUUCAUGAUCGGAUGCGCGAAAUGCGGCAAGAGCACGAAUAUCCUGAAGGGCCUAAGGGUCCUGCAGGAUACAGAUGCGCUUUUUAGAGUUGCAUCGACAAAUCUUGAGGAAGGCCGAAACGAGCAGGCAUUGAAAGCGUACCUGGAGAUCCUGAAGCUACUGGACGAGACCUUAGUGUUGCCUAUCAAAGAUUAUCACGUCUGUCAACAAGGGGUCAGAUUGUGCUCCCUUGCCUUAGGCAAUACAGCUUACAUAUAAUUUCAUCAGCCAACUAUCAAAUAUUUAUCUUUCUACUGCAAAAUAAACAAACGCGAAUUAAUUCUGCAAC